Molecule: messenger RNA, 1797 nt
Organism: Ostrinia nubilalis (European corn borer)
Lineage: Eukaryota; Metazoa; Arthropoda; Insecta; Lepidoptera; Crambidae
Product: CD63 antigen-like
Exons: 7
Coding region: 716-1507 (263 amino acids)
Cellular component (GO): plasma membrane
Source: RefSeq, a predicted model, not a curated record
UACUUACCUACGUAGGUAUAUUAUAUGCCACGGGGGUGGUGGCAAGCCUCAUUUUCUAAAUUUAUUUAAAUAGGUACGAGUAAGUUGGCUUUUGAUCACAAGCAAACCCGAAGAAUGCACAUGCAAUCUAUGAUGAAGUGCGAUUAACCAGAAAUGCAGAACAUGUUUAUAUCGCACCUUGAAAGCCUCUGACUUCAGGAAAACUGACAUCAAUGGGGAUGGGGAAUUAUUUUUUGGACGUGGCAAACCUCAUGGUGUGGAUAAUGGGUAUGUUGGUUGACCAUAAGGGUGGUUGAUGUGGUAGUAUGUUGUCUUGAGGUAAGUAUAUUUAAUGAGCUCCCUCUCCCAAAUAGAGUGGUUUAAAAAACCGCGACUGUAAACUGUUUAAAUUCAGUUGUUUAAGUUAAGAUUUGUUGAAGGUGUAUGUAGCUACUCUACUUAUAAAUUGUUUAAUAUUUUGUUGAAGCUAACAACGAAAGUGUAUAAAGCUCUAGAAAAUCCAUAAGAAAAACGUUAGAGAAUAGAAAAACAAUUAUUUUGCACAUAAAUAUUGCCUGCAAAACAAACUUUUUGGAAACCUCUAUUUCUGGCAUCCUCUGGCAAAUCUUGUCGGUUUUCAAAUUUCGCAAGUGUCUGUCAGUGUCAGAAAGACUGCUAAUGUAAAAUAAUUUAAAUUAAUACAAAAAUUGUUAUCUUUACGUUUAGGUUUGUGAAAAUGAGAAGCAGUGGCUUAGUAUUGUUUACGUGUGCUGGGCUGUUGCUCAGUGGUGGGGCGAUCCUGGGCGGGUCGACGGCAUGGAGCCUGUUGCGCAUCUCUUACUACUUCUGGACGACUGACCUGGGCGUGGAGCUGGGGUCUAGCGUGCUGUUCGUGGUGGGGGCACUGCUGUGCCUGCCCGCCUGCUGGCUCUGCACCAUCGUGCCCUACCACCCUAAGGGGCUCACGCUCAUGGCCACGCUGAUGACCCUGGUGACGGUGGCGAUGCUUAUGCUCUCACUGGGGCUGUCGUCUGUAGCGGGCUUGUCGCGCGCAGUGCGUGAGCCGGCGGCACUCAACUCUAGCAUGCUGCGGGCUAUGUCGAGAGACGCACACGACCCCGCUGUGAAGAGCUCCUUCGCUGCUAUGCAGAUGGAGUUGCGGUGCUGCGGAGUGGUGUCGUACACUGAUUGGUACCAGCACCGCCGGGCGCUGCCACCGUCCUGCUGCGGCCGCGUAUGGAAUGGAAAGCGUGGAGAUCAGUGUAAUGUUCCCUUGCAUGUGACGGGCUGCCUUAGACCCGCACUUAUCGAGCUUCGUAGCUAUGUCAACGCGCUCUCUGCCCUGGCUUCUGCCAUCAUCAUGGUUUUGGGCGUGACUCUGUUUACGACGGCGUACGCAGUGGUGUGCAGCGUGGUGGAGCGCGAGCCGCGGCACAAGCCGCAGCCGCUGCGCAUCGCGUGCCUGACGCCCGGCGCGUGCCUCGCCGCCGCGCCCGCCGCCGCCCACGUGUUCGCGCCGCCCAUGUGAGCACGCCUUUACACGCGGUGGACGGUGAGCUGCCCAGCUUAAAAAUAUUCAGCGAUAUUUGACAAAGCCUUUGUGAAAUCUAACUCGACGCUUGGUAGCUGUUGUCCUCUAUCACCGCGUUUAAAGAUUAUGAAUCUUCAACAAGCCCAUCCUCCGUCUCUUGUAAGCUAUUUAAGUUAUUACAAAUUGUAAAUGUGAUGAUCUAAUUUAAUUCUUGAUGCGUAUGUGACCGAUACAAUUCGUAAAAUUCAUAAAUUAAUGUUAUAUCAAAUAAAUAUUGUUGUUACUUA